GAUCUACAUGAAGAAAUAUCUGUCAUGUGCUUUCUUUUUACUUUUUAAACUGUCCUAGUGUCAGCGUCUCCUCACAGUUACAUCACCCCUACAUGUUGUGCCUUAUUUCUCAUUUCCUUUUUUGACCUGCUAGAAACCGGAGCUCCAUUUGCAAAAAAACCAUAAGACUAAAUUAGGGAUGGAAGUUACGACAAGACAGCAAAAUUGUAGGAUCAAAAGUAUCUUCAAGAAUUCGUCCAGUCCUGCUAAUUAGGAAAUCCAUCAGUGCAAUUCUCUGUGUAGAGAAGCCUUUUUCUUAAAAAUAGGAACAGUUUUGACCUGUGAGAAUUCUUUUGGCUUCAACUUGGCCACAUUUGAUUCUGAAACAAAUCCAAUUUAGAGAUUGGUUAAUGAAUGUUGCCCAUACAGACUUUCUAUAAUGAAUGAUCUGCAUGUAAUCUUUGACUUUUUUCCCUGUUUCAUUACAACUCAUAUGUACAAUGGAUUCUUUUUAGACAUCUCAUGGCUACAUAGUUUAAAUCUUAAAUGUAAGAUCCUCUAUUUAUUGUUUUAAUGUUUAUGGUGCAUUUUAAUUGAAUGUUUGUAAGCCACCGUAGAAUCGCUUUGGCAAGAUAGGCGGUGUAUCAGUUUGGUAAAUAAAUACCCUGUUUCCCCCAAAAUAAGACCCAACCAGAAAAUAAGUCCUAGCAUGAUUUUUCAGGAUGCUCGUAAUAUAAGCCCUACCCCCAAAAUAAGCCCAGUUAAGAUUGUCAGCCAGAUGGGUGCAUUUAGUACCGUAUUUUCCCCCAAAAUAAGACCUAACCAGAAAACAAGCCCUAAUGCAUCUUUUGGAGCAAAAAUUAAUAUAAGACCUGGUCUUAUUUUCGGGGAAACACAGUAGUUGUGUUAUUUUCAAGUGUCAUGUAACUGACUUAAGUUGGAAUCAGAUUCUCUAAACUAGGAUUCAGUGAACAAGUUUGGAUUGAAUGAUUGCUUUUAAUGGCUAAAUUAAAUAGGUCUGGAUCCACUAUCAUAUUAAAAAUUAGCAAUUUAUACUGUUUGUGAGAAUCUGCCUUAGUUUUCUUUUUAUUUCCUUAAUGAACUUUUUAAAAAGUUUGUAAUGUAAAGCUCCUAAAAUGUGCAUUUCUUUACAGAUCAAGAACGUGAUUAGAAAUAUAUUGAAAGGAAAAAAAUACAAUAUGCAGCUAUUCCCCAAGGCCGAAUGCCAAAUCCACCUGAAAACUGAUACUGCUUUAAAAGACUGUUUUGUUUUCUGUGAUAAUCUGCCAAUGUUGAUCAAUAAAAUACUUGCAUUCCUUCAACUGACUGUACCCUGUGCUCUGUCCUAUUCUUUUUGUUUCCCUCUCUUAAAAUUUUUUGCUGUCUCUAUAUGGAUGGGCUGAUGUGAUCCACAAACCAUCUCAGGAGCUGGAUGAGCUUGCAGAUGAUCGCAUGGCACUGGUAUCAGGUAUCAGUUUAGAUCCUGAAGCAGCUAUCUGUGUAUCUAAGAGGUUGUCUCCCAAGUGGAUUGAUGGUAUAGAAGAAAUUCGAUAUGAGAUAUCCAGGAUAAAACAGAAGAUGAAAGAACUAGCCAGUUUGCAUGACAAGCAUUUAAACAGACCGACUUUGGAUGAUAGCAGCGAGGAAGAGCAUGCAAUAGAAAUAACCACUCAAGAAAUUACACAGCUAUUUCACAGAUGUCAGAGAGCAGUCCAGGGUUUGCACAGCAAGACUCGGAGCUCUACGGACCAAGAAUGCCGGCUUCUGAAGAACGUUGUGUGUUCCUUAGCUCAGUCUCUGCAGGACCUCUCCAUAAGCUUUAGGCACGGGCAGUCUGACUAUCUCAAACGCAUGAAAAAUCGAGAAGAAAGAUCCAAACAUUUCUUCGGCACCUCAGUCUCUCUCAUGGAUGACGGGGAGGAUACGACACUGUAUGACAGGGGUUUUACAGAUGACCAGUUAGUAUUAGUGGAACAAAACACUAUGUUGGUGGAAGAGCGGGAACGAGAAAUUCGACAAAUUAUACAGUCCAUUACUGAUCUUAAUGAAAUUUUCAGGGAUUUAGGAGCAAUGGUAGUUGAACAGGGUACCGUACUGGAUAGGAUUGACUACAAUGUUGAACAGUCAUGCAUAAAAACAGAAGAAGGAUUGAAACAACUACAUAAAGCCGAGCAUUAUCAAAAGAAGAAUCGGAAGAUGCUCAUCAUUUUAAUUUUGUUUGUCAUAGUUAUUAUCCUUAUCAUUGUCCUUAUUGCUGUAAAAUUCCGCUAGGCGCGAUGUGCCGGUGAUGCUUUCCUUUCUCUCUUGUGUUUGUCUGAGAGGUAGCAACAAAUUUUUGUGUGUUGUGUUUCUCCCGUUUUUGUUCCUGACAGGAAUGGUUGAGCUCUUGAAAGCUGCCUGUUGGAUGAAUGUAGGGGAUCUAAUGGUGCAAAGUCUGUGCAAUGUUCAUACAGAAAACCUCUGUUUUACAUGUUCAGUGAAUAUGGAAGGCAGUUGAUUUGUAAAAGUCAGAAAUGUGCAGAAAUGUCAGAAUUUCCGAGAAAAGCUACCAAAUCAGGCAUUUUGUUUACCCAGGCCAUUGAAAUGCUAGAAUGCAUUUUUAAAAAGUGAUUUAAAACAUUUCGGGAAGUGCUUUUUACUAAACAGGAAUCAUACAGUGCUUUCUACCAUGACUUAGCCUACGGUUAAUUUUAGGGUAAACUGUCCAAAUUAUGAUGUGGACAUCAUUCCCAAAACUAUUACGUUGGAGAUUAUUUUUUUUAAAAAAAAAUGCCUUAAAGAUACAAUAUUUCCUCUUUACCGUCUUCCCCUCCAGAGUUAAUAUUAGUAUGGGUUCACAGAAAUAAAAAAAAAGAUUUCUAAUUUCAUUCUAUUAUUCCAAAAGUGGUGGUUGGCAUUAUCAAUAAUACUCUAGCCUACAGAGAGUAUUAUUGUUUUAAGAUGAUUUUUUUAAGUUUUAAAUAAUCAAGAAUGUGUUUUGAUUAUUUCCACCUCUUCCCACUAUUGAACUGAAAAGCGUUUCUCUGAUCCCUCUUUCUGAAUCUUCCUUCCCAAACCGAAUCUGUUAAUAAUACACAGCAGUAGUUACAUAUUUCAUCUUAUUAUUUUCAGAGCACGAACAGAAAAGGGCAUGGUACAUUUCACACACAGUUUAAAUUGAACUAAUGGCAGCAUCAGGAACUUACAUUUAAAUAAAAUCACUUUUUUUGUCCUCGGCUGCGAGAUCUCAGGAGAAUUUGGAAUCCUGUUCAGAGCAAAUCUUGCUCUGCAUCAGUAUUUCUUAUUUCUCUUAACAUUGUAGGUGGUGCUGCUGAAAAAGAUACAGUUUUCGUGAUUUAAAAAAUCUCAUCUUUUAACGGUAACUUAAAAUUGCUGUGCUAUUUGGGGCCCUUGGUGUUCAAUCCUUUUUUUUUUAAAGUAUUCUGUACUGAAGAAUUUAAAGGUUGUACUUUGCAUCUCUUUUUGCUGUGAUUUAGCAACACACCAGUUGCCAACUGUUUUUUUAACUGCCUUAGAUUGAUCAUGGAAUGAUUGCAAUGCUGCCUGUGUACUUGUUACACCUUGUUUUCUUCCUUUCAUCCAGCUCUUUGCAUCAUUCAGAUUUCUUGUAUCUGAUGACAGAGAAACAGGAAUCAUAGUCCCACCUUGGGUCAUUGGGGGAUUCUGCUUAGAUAACAGUAACAGAGUUGGAAGGGACCUUGGAGGUCAUCUAGUCCAACCCCCUGCUCACACAGGAGACCUGUACUAGAGAUUCGAACUGCUGAUCUUUCUGAUUGACAAGCUCAGUGUCUUAGCCACUUGAGCCACCUAGUCAGGCUAGAUAAAUGAAGAACCCAACAUCUGUAGUUGAAACCUCUUUGACAUAAAAGAGGAUUGCCACAAGAGAAUUGUGUUUUGCUGCUGCUGUGAUUCGGUUAGUGAGAAGGUGAAGAGUAGAGUAGAGUAGAGUAGAAGAGAGAAGAGAAGAGAAGAGAAGAGAAGAGAAGAGAAGAGAAGAGAAGAGAAGAGAAGAGAAUUUUUAUUGGCCAAGUCUGAUUGGACACACAAGGAAUUUGUCUUGGUGCAUACGCUCUCAUAUGCUCUUGGUGAACUCUGCUCAGCUAUUUUGAUUCAUCUCUUAUUUACAUAACCUCUGCAGAAGGCUACUUUAUGCCAUCCGAUAGAGUGGUCCAUUGUUUCCUGGAAGAAUGGAAUUCAAUCUCUUUAUGCAAUCAUCUGCAGCAACUAUCAGUUGUACAGGUAGAUUUGUGAUUUGAACAAGUUCUGGACCAGCCAAAGAACAGUGAAUAACAAGAUACCAGACAGCAUGAGAAAUAAAUAUACUGUACUUUAUGCACAUGCAAAAAUCCAUUUGCUCCUUCGCCGCAUGCAUAAAAUAGACAAAAAUGUGUCACGAGCAAUGGUUGCCAGAGUCUGGUCUGUAUUUUCCAAUUGGAUAACAAAGGCCACUUAUAUUUACUGAAAAUAUUAUUCUGUCACCUAAAGUAGAUACCAAUUACACACUGGACUUCUUUCCUUUCAAAACAUGGAAAAGCUGAGCAUCGGUUAACUUAAGUUUCUCCAUGAUUUGCUCAAAAUAACGAAUUUCAGCAGGCCAUGCUUAACCUCCUUCUGCCAUUUAUUCUGAUCAUUAACAUCUUUAAUCAAUUUUAUUAGGUUUAGUAACGAGAAAAUAUAAACAUUUAAAACUAGUGGCAUGAUUUGGAAAAGGCCAUCUUGGCUCCAGACUAAAUUGAUGCCUGUCAAUGUGUGUAUGUCCUUCCAGUCAAGCUUCAUCCUUGACUGCUCUGUGGAUACUCUGCUGUCACUUCUCUUCAAAAGUAUAUUGCCUUUUCUCUGGAUAAUUUCUAAAUUUCCAAGUGUGGCCUACACCUAGAGAUCCCCCUGCUUAGCUCUGAAAAUAUGCACACGUGUAUAAUUAUUGCAAUCUGUGUAUCACUGUGGGUUUAAUUAAGAUUGGAUUAAUUGGAUACAGAAACAGAUUUUACUUCCUUCUCCCCUCAAAAGAGGACCAGGAAAUAGGGAAUCAUGGAAAAGGAUUGAGCCACGAGAGAAAUGUGUUCUCUAAAGAGGAUGGUAGAUAGAACAAGUUGGAUGUUUGGAAGAAAAAGGUAUUUUGCUGCUAAAAAAAAAUCACUGCUAUUCUACUUACAGAAAAAAAUUAUCUCUUGCAAGAGGAAAAGUUGUUUGUUUUCAUGCCACCUUCCUAACCGUUUGUUGGUUAAUAUAAUUUGGUGGCAUGUUACUGCCACUAAGGUUAUUUGUGAAUACUGUUUUGAAGUUUCAUUUGUAUUUCUGUCUACUGCAAUAUAUUUUUGAAAUUAUCCCCAAUCCAGAGAUUCUCUAAAAUCUUUUUUAAAAUCUUAAAUCAUGAGAACAAAUCAGUGUAAAAUAUGUACAUUCCAAGGGGUGGGUUUUGCAAUUUGGAGAUUCCUUGUGAUCAUUGGUCAUGGUUUCAUGUAGCAUCACUGUACUUUGGGAAGAAUUUUUUUAAAAGUUUAUUUAAAAUUAUUUAUUUAAAAUGCAAUAGUUAAAUAGGUGGGGGAUGGGGGGGUUUCUACGCUGAAGAUUCUUUGUCUGACCCAUUGGUGAAAAACUAAACUGGCUUGUAGUUUAACUGGACCAAAAAAGGUCAGGCAAGAGAUAAGUUAGCAAUUUACAAAAGAAUCGCCAAAGAAUUUAAUCAUUCUUGUCUGCCUGAUUUGGUGCUUUCUCCGUUUUGGUAGAUUCGUUGCAUAAAAUUUACUGGGAUGUUUUCUCUGUACCAACUUCCCCAACCAGCAGUCCUCUAGUAAACUCGGUUUCCAGAAAAACUGCUGGAUGCUUUAUCUCUCAGGCAAUAUUAUUCUUGGUGAGCCUUUUUAUUUCCUAAAUAAAUGGGCUUUCUACAACCUGCCCUCUUUGCAAAACUGGAAAACCAAAGCUGAGAAGUAGUAGCACCCUUUUACCCAAAGAACUGGUUGUUGCAGCCUGAUUUGAACUGAGACUAUUAAUUGGAUGAAAAAGAGAUGUAACUCUGACUUUCUUGUGACCGUUCACUGUUGAAUGAUGCUUGUGGUGUGUUCCAGAAGGUCCUCCCUUUAGCCUGCUUCAGGUUGAAUGUAUUUGGGAUUAAACAGGAUUUAAAGCUACAAAGGAAAUCUACAGCCCGCCAGAGGUUCAGCCCCACCGCUUUGUGUAUUGCUGCCAAACAGCAUUUCAGCAAAACUCCAAACCUUGGUUGGGCGCAGAAUGAAGGCUCUUGAUACAACCCAAUAAAGGAGAAUCAUCCAGAAUGAGAAAUCAUCAGCUGGAUACAUCGCAUAGGGGCUCAAGUAAGACCAACGGAAGUUUCAAGCAAUGAUGGAUUUGCUUUCAAAUCAAAUGUAUUUAUGGUGUAUGUAACGGAAGGGAUCUCUGUUUUUACCCAACAAUGUACAGUCUAUUUUCAUCCAUUUAUGUGGAACUUUGUAAUGUACAAAUAAACUAUUCAACUCUAA
Pantherophis guttatus is the source of this 6458-nucleotide messenger RNA. It is a transcript of the gene STX16, whose product is annotated as syntaxin 16. Gene Ontology annotation, molecular function: SNAP receptor activity; SNARE binding. Gene Ontology annotation, biological process: vesicle-mediated transport; vesicle fusion; intracellular protein transport. The record is from RefSeq and is a predicted model, not a curated record. NCBI's taxonomy places the organism in Eukaryota, Metazoa, Chordata, Lepidosauria, Squamata, Colubridae. Gene Ontology annotation, cellular component: endomembrane system; SNARE complex; membrane.